AUGGAGCUUUCACAAGAACUGUUCGUAGAUGUUAAUGGAAACAUUGACCUUAUUACUUACUGCCUUUCUCUUAAACGGCGAGAAGGAAUAGAGAGAAAUGCUGCUGUGAGACCGGUUCGGAUGCCUCGUGGACCGAGUGAAACGAAGUCUUACGGUUACGAUUCUGAUUAUCGCUAUCUGACAAAAAGAAUGAAAAAAAACAUUAGAGACAGGGAGAAGCGGAAGAAAAACCCGGAGCGAUCUAGAGAUGAUGCAGAUGGUGAAGUACGGCAUGAAAAAAGAAGGCAGAAGAAGAACCGACGGAAAUUACUGUAUGACAAGGAGUAG
Messenger RNA from Strongylus vulgaris, 327 nucleotides. The record is from the annotation of a GenBank genome assembly. Lineage: Eukaryota; Metazoa; Nematoda; Chromadorea; Rhabditida; Strongylidae.